Molecule: messenger RNA, 3699 nt
Organism: Sphenostylis stenocarpa
Lineage: Eukaryota; Viridiplantae; Streptophyta; Magnoliopsida; Fabales; Fabaceae
Source: the annotation of a GenBank genome assembly
AUGCUUUCAAAACUCAACUCCCUUUUGGAUAAUUUAAUCUUUUCUGGUUCUAAUUUGGAGAAACCCAAGUUGAGGUUUCUCCUUUCCUGCACAUAUCCAUUGUGUAAUCAAGAAGCUGCAUUCGAAGAUUGCGAAAACGAGGCGAGGAAGAUGCAUUGUGCCCCUCAAGAGAUAGGUAAUGAUAGUCCAAACGUUUCAGAAGCAAGAAAGGAUUCCAUAUCAACAAUAUAUCAACAACAAAAUAGAUUCACAUCUUUAGAGGGUUGUCAAGAAUCUUCUCUUUCAAGGACUAACUCUGAUAGCAGGUGUGCCAUCAUUUCAUUCCUUAACUUUGAGCCUGAUGGAACCUGGAGAAUUGUUGCCCUACCAGUGCAGUGUCUCAAUCACAUUAACUUAGCUUCUGGUGUAAAUAUGGAUGGUGUGCAACUGCUUUUCCCUCCACCCCUUAAUAGGUUGAAGAUUGAUCAAUGUAAGGGCCCUAGAGUGCCUCUUCCUACAUAUGCUUAUUCAGCUAAAUCAGGUACAAAAAAAGGCUUUACUAGUUCAGCUGUGCGUCGACGAUGUCAAAACAAGAUUGCUAACAGAGCUUCUAAACUGAAUGAACUCCCUGACAAUUCAAGCUCUCAAAGUUCAUUAGUCUGCAGCUCUGAUUUGUUCCCUGAUAAUUCUGAGGAAAUUAAUUCAUCUGAUAAGUACACAAUUAAUUCCAAGGAGGAGGACAAGUCUUUGAAAAAAAACUCAAAAAAAAGGGCAAGAAAGAAAGUAAGACGGAGUAAGAAGAAAUCAAGUGACAGUGGCUCUACUGAGCGCGAAGUUCUUACUGAGGAAUAUGUCUGUGUAAGUUUGACUUCUGAAACCUGCAGCAGCAAUGACGUGGAUAAGGAGGGUGUGGCAGAAUUUUCAAUAUCUGAUGAUAUAUUAAUAAAAUCUGAUUGUGAUAGAAAUGAGCUGAAUGACAACAUCAUUGUUAUGGAAGCACCUAAUAAUAGUAACUCUUAUCUUGAUCAGGCAGUGAUGUCAAAAGAUUCUGCACUUAUUGUUCCAAGUUCUGCAGAAGAAUGUGUCACAUUUGACUCCAAGAAUCAGCUCAAAGACAGGGACCCUGAUUUUGCAGUCAUUGAUAGAGAAAUAAAGGACAUUCCACACGCUCAGCCAUGCAGUUUUAAUGAUAUACAAGACUCUUUUGUGCUGGAUUCAGUUUCAGUUGGUUCCAGAAGUGAUGAAAGUGUAAAUGCAGAUGAUAUAGGAAAACAGUCCAACAAGGCAAAUUGCACAACCACUUCAGAUUCAGGAGAUGGAUAUUUCCUUGGUCAAAACUUGACUAAUGGUAUUCACAAUAACUGUGAACAUAUUGAGGGAAUCAGGCACGGUGGUCAAAAUUGCAUCAAUAAUGAUAAGAGAGUUAAGCAGAAGAGAGCAAUGUCGAACAGUGCAGCUUUAAACAAAUUUGGAGCUGUUGGAAUUUUGCAUGGUCGUAAAGGGAAGGAAAACAGUCAUUCUGUGUGGCAAAAGGUUCAGAAGAAUAGUUCUGAUGAAUGUGGCAGUGAUUUGAAGAAAGUAAACACUACUUUGUCCCAACUUGCUUCUACUGUGGAAAAGGAUCCUUCAAUUAUCAAAGAAUGUAAUUCUGUUGGUGUAAAUGGUGUGACAAAAACUGAGGAUAAAAAACACAUGAAAAAUAAAAUGGGUAAGAAAUCAAAAGGUAAAAUGGACUCGCUGUCAAAAAAGGGACACAGCAAUUAUUCUAAGAAGGGUUUGCAUUUUAACAGGUCUUUUUCGAAUGAUCAUGGGAAGGUUGGUGUUCAACAGAGUGAUAUGUUGCGUAUCUCAUCUCAGGAAAUUGAUCAACAAGGAUUGAACAAUGACUCUGAAUUUAAUUCUGAUGUUAAUUGCCUGAUGGAUGGGGUCCAGACCGAUGGAGUUGAACAGGUAACGUCUGAAAUGGUUCACAGAGCAGAAUUUCAUCUGGAGGAGUCAGAUCCACAAAAAAAUGCCUUCCAUACAGGCGCAAACGCAAACAAGGAAAAUAUAGAUAGUCAGGAUAGCUCAUUAGUAAUGCCAAUUGAGAACGUUAAUCAAUCAAGUAUGUCCAUAGAGUUGUCUGCAGUGUCUUGCAAUCUUGAAGGUGAUGAGAUUGGUCAAACAGAGAAAGAAGUUUCUGCUGCAGACUACAACGCACAAAACCACGGCUCUGGAAUUACGCUAUGGAAAUGGAUACCAGUUGGGAAAAAGGAUACAGGGUUGGAAAAAUCUGAAUCUAAUAUUUCACCGCCAGAUUUCUCUGAUGCAUCCUCUAGUAACAAUUUUAACUAUGAAAGCAGUGUUGAACCAGAAGUGUCCCCUUCUGAAAAUAAGGAUUCUUCACUAAAUACAAGCAGAAUAUCAAGCGACAAUGUGUCCUGUCUAGAUGAGGGCGAGGGUGAGAACCAUAAAUUGGGUGGUCAGGUUGCAUGUACGUUGACACAGCACAGGGACAAGCAUGAAGUUUCUAACCACAUGUUUUAUGAAAGCAAAAAUCAAGACAUGUUAGAAAAAUAUUCUUACAGAAUAUCUAAAGCUGUGAAUGAUGCAUGUAGGGCGCAACUAGCUUGUGAAGCACUGCAUAUGGCUACAGGUGGUCCAGUUGCAGAGUUUGAAAGACUACUACAUUUGGGUAGUCCUGUUAUUUGUAAAUCAGUCAAUUCAGUCAGUUGUGCCACCUGCUCACACAACCAUACUGGUAGUGUCUCACUGUGUAGACAUGAGAUCCCUAACCUAUCUUUAGGAUGCCUGUGGCAGUGGUAUGAGAAACAUGGGAGCUAUGGAUUAGAGAUAAGGGCUCAGGAUCAUGAAAUUCCAAAGAGACAAGGAGGUGUUAGUGAUUUUCCAUUCCGUGCCUACUUUGUCCCUUCUUUAUCAGCCGUUCAGCUGUUUAAGAACCAUGAAAAUCAAUGGGUAAAUAGCGGUGACAAGGUUUCAAAUUGUGAGGUUUCAGAGGCAUGCGAAAUGAUUGAUAUUUCAGAAAACUCAUCUAUUGCCAGUCAACAUUCAAUAUUUUCUGUUCUCUUUCCUCAGCCUCGCAAUCCGGAUGCAAUCACUGAAACACCAAAGGAGAUGGCUUCCAUCAGUAAUACAUCUAUUCCGUCUUACAACUCAAAGGGCUCUGGUGAUUUUGAACUUCUUUUUGAAUAUUUUGAAUUUGAGCAACCUCAACAAAGACAGCCUCUGUAUGAGAAGAUACAAGAACUGGUUAGAGGAAAUAUACCAAUCCAAUCUUCAACUUAUGGGGACCCAACAAAACUGGAUUCAAUAAACCUGCGAGAUCUUCACCCUAGAUCUUGGUUCUCAGUUGCAUGGUAUCCUAUUUACCGCAUACCAGAUGGCAACUUUCGGGCAUCUUUUUUGACUUACCAUUCACUUGGACAUUUGGUUCGUAGAAGAACGGGUUCAGAUUUGUCAACAUUAAGUUCUUGCAUAGUAUCCCCAGCUGUGGGUCUUCAAAGCUACAAUGCUCAGGGUGAAUGCUGGUUUAAGCUGAAGCAUUCUGCACUGGCAGCACAAAUGGUGGGCUUAGACUCUUCUUUAGUUCUCAGAGAACGUUUGAAGACACUGGAGGAAACAGCAUCUCUGAUGGCAAGAGCUGUGGUCAACAAGGGGAACCUAACAAGUACAAACAAACACCCCGAUUAUGAGUUUUUCUUGUCUAGGCGACGGUAUUGA